UCAACUAUGCCUUCUUCUUCUUUAAGCACCAUCUCCGUCUUCACCCUCACGUCUCUUCAAACCCUACUACCAACUUCUACUUCUACUACUACCACUACUACCUGCUCCGGCGACGGAGACGGCGACGGUGGAGUUAUUGGAGAAUGGCGGGGGCGAUGCGGUUUGGCCGGGCGGCGGUAGGGGCGAAGCGGGCUCCACUUGGGUUCUGCGCCAAGAUUUCCAUGGCGGUUUUCCUUGCUCUCUCUUUCGUCGUCGUCUGGUCCAUCUUCUCCUCCCCUGCUUCCUUGGUUUCCUCUGAGCGUAGCUCCUUCUCUGACCUCCCUGAUCUUGUGCCAUCCUACCCGUUGCCACGCCGGAAUGCUACUAGAUCGCCGGUGUUGAAGCGUUCCCCUCCACCUCCUCCUGUGAAGGAUGUGGAAAUUGAAGCCAAGGAUGCACUGGUGAAGGAGAAGGAGAAGGAGAAAGAGAAAGAGGAGGAGAAGGAGGAGGUGGUGGAGGUGGAGGAGCAGCAAGAUGAGGGUUUGAAUGGGGACGAUGGAGUGGAUGUGGAUUUGGAAGAGGGGGUGGAUGUGAAUCCGGAAGAGAGUGGUGAUGAGGAGAAGAAGAUGGAGCAAGGGAAGAAGAAGAAGAAGAAGUUAGGGCCAUUGUUUGAUUCAUCUGCUAGGUAUGAUUGGAAGCUUUGUGGUGGGAAUGGCUGGCAGAACUAUGUGCCUUGUGUGGAUACUGAGAAUUUGGGGUCUGGCAAGAACCUGAGGCAUCGGCGCCAUGAACGGAGCUGCCCAAAAUUGCCAUUGAUGUGCUUGGUGCCGCUUCCAUCUGGAUAUGAACCGCCGUUGCCAUGGCCUGAGAGAGCAUCAAAGGUUCUGUAUAGGAAUGUUGGUCACCCAAAGUUGUCGGCUUUUGCUAAGACUCGGAGUUGGUUGAAUAUGUCAGGAGAGCAUCUGUUGUUUCCUCAGGGUGAGGCUGAGUUCAAGGGUGGUGCUCAUCAUUAUGUCAAUUCCAUUGAAGAGAUGGUACCCGACAUUGAGUGGGGAAAGAAUAUCCGGAUUGUGUUAGAUGUUGGGUGUGUGGAUGCUAGCUUUGGUGCUACACUACUUGAGAAAGAUGUGCUAACAAUAUCUUUGGGGCUGAUGAAUGAUGAGACAGAUCUAGCUCAGCUUGCUCUCGAGCGAGGGAUACCUGCGGUUGUAGGUAAUUUGGGAACAAGAAGGCUUCCAUUUCCAAGUGGGGUGUUUGAUGCUAUUCAUUGCAGUGAAUGCAGCAUAUCGUGGCAUUCUAAUGGCGGGAGGCUUCUCCUUGAGAUGAAUAGAAUCCUGCGCCCUGGUGGAUACUUCAUACUGUCAACUAAGCAUGGAGAUGUUGAAACUGAAGAAGGCAUGUCAACAUUGAUGGCAUCAAUAUGCUGGAAUGUUCUAGCUCAUAAAACAGAUGAAAUCAGUGAGGUAGGUGUUAGGAUAUAUCAGAGACCAGCAUCAAAUGAGAUUUAUGAUCUUAGAAGGGCAAAGCAACCCCCUUUCUGCCAGGAAAAUGAAAACCAAGACAUUGCUUGGUACACACCAGUAAAACCAUGUUUGCACAAAGUCCCUGUUGCUAUUGAAGAACGGGGGUCUGAUUGGCCCGAGGAAUGGCCCAAGAGGCUUGAAACAUUUCCAGAAUGGCUGGGUGAUUCUCGAGCUAAAUUGACUGCGGAUGAUGAACAUUGGAAAGCAAUUAUUGACAAAUCCUAUUUAAAUGGAAUGGGUAUUGAUUGGACAAAAGUUCGAAAUGUAAUGGAUAUGAAAGCCAUCUAUGGAGGAUUUGCAGCUGCUCUUGCGUCACAAAAGGUGUGGGUGAUGAAUGUAGUUCCGGUGCAUGCUCCAAAUACUCUUCCUAUCAUUUUUGAGCGUGGACUUAUGGGUCUCUACCAUGAUUGGUGUGAACCAUUCAGCACUUACCCAAGGUCCUAUGACCUCUUGCAUGCUGAUCAUCUGUUUUCACGGCUCAAGAAUAGAUGCAAGCAGCCGGUCGUCAUCAUAGUUGAGAUGGACCGAAUACUAAGGCCCGGAGGUUGGGCGAUAAUUCGUGAUAAGCUGGAGAUCCUUAACCCAUUAGAGGCAAUUUUGAAGUCCCUGCAUUGGGAGAUCAGGAUGACCUAUGGCAAAGACAAAGAGGGUAUUUUUUGUGUGCAAAAAACAGCAUGGAGACCCUCAUUCAGUUGUUUCAGGGAGAGUGCUCGGAAGGCUGCCAAUCUCCGAGAUGAUCUCACGGAUAUCAUGGUUGAUACCACUGAUGGGAUAGAUUUGAAUGAGCUCGGGUUAAAUGGAGAACGUGGUGGUGUGACACAAGAGAAUGAUAGCCAACAACUUGAAAAUGAAGAUGAUAUGGCAACACAAGAUGUUCAAGAAUUGGAUGAGGAGGAAGCGUUUCGAUAUUACUUGGAUUAUGCAAAGUCUAGAGGUUUUGGGGAAAGAGCCAAGUUGGCAGACAAAAGGCAGUUGGGAAAAAUUGUUCAAAGACGUAGAGAUACAAGGGCAAAUUGCCAAGCUCGGAUGGUAGUGUCAAAAAUGAAGAAUGGGUUGUGGACAGUAAAGACCUUUGAAGAUGUUCAUAACCAUCAUUUACUAAGAACUCCCUCUAAGCACAUUGGGAGAAAUUCAAUGAAGUAUUUAGUAGAAUUGAAGAGCAAAGAUGGUUUUAUGAGGGAUUACACUAACUGGUUGCAUCAUAGUGAAUCGAUUGAAGCAUUCGAGGAUAGAUGGGGUGAACUUAAGGCAACAUACAACAUUGAUGAUAAACACUGGUUGAGUAGGAUGUAUGAAAUUCGGAGCAAAUGGGUUUCUCUAUAUUGGCAAGAUACAUUCACAGUAGGAAUGACCACUACACAACGUAGUGAAAGUAUCAACUCAUUUUUUGAUGGCUUUGUUAAUGCACAAACUCCACUGGAUGAAUUUGUUAUGCAAUAUGAUAAGGCUAUGUCAGCUCGAAGAAAUGCUGAAGAAAGCAAAGACUUUAAGACUUUAAAUUCUAUAGCUAACUUUUAUACGGGUCAUCCAAUUGAGAGACAUGCAAGAGAAGUGUAUACAAGAGUUGUGUUUAAUACUUUUCAGGUAGAAUUGCAAGAAAGUGAUAGUAUGCUUACUGAACGCAUUCGAAAUGGGUCCGAUAAGGCUAAAUAUGCAAUUUGCAAUCAUGUUGUUCAACCAAACCCAAAAGGUUUAAGAACCCAAACCCUCUUCCUUCUUCUCCAUCUCUCCAAAGUCCAAACCUCCUUCUCCUUUUUCCCGCCCAAGCCCUCGCCAUUCUCCGUAAUUACGAUCAUGCCACCAUCCCUCCUCCCCGCCCGUCUCGCCCUCUCCGCCCUCCUCUCCUUCUCCUCCCUCUUCUUCUUCUACCAAUCCCGCCGUCUCCGGCAUCUCCGCCGCCUCUCCUCCUCCCCAAACCCUAACCCUAAGAUCCUCUUUGCUUCCCAGACUGGCACCUCUGAAGCCCUCGCUCGCCGCCUUGCUUUACUGCUACGUUCCUCCGGCUUUGGCGUUGAUCUCGUUGAUCCACGGCAGUAUGAGCCUGAGGAUCUACAGCGAGAAACCCUUGUGUUGAUUGUCGCCUCGACUUGGGAGGAUGGGAAGCCCCCCGGGAAUGCUGCGUUUCUUGCUCGCUGGCUUUCUGAGAGUGCGGAGGAUUUCCGGGUUGGGUCUUUGAUUUUGUCUCGUUGCCGGUUUGCGGUGUUUGGGGUUGGGUCAGGGUCGUAUGGACAGAGCUUCAAUGCUGUUGCGAGGGAUUUUGCGAGGUGGAUUAGGGCGCUUGGAGCGGUGGAGAUGGUGCCGGUUUGUGAGGGGGAUGUGGAUUCUGGGGAUUUGGAUGAGGUUUUUGAGUCGUGGAGUGGGAGGGUUUUGGAGUUGUUGAAGGGUGGUGGUGGUGGUGGUGGUGGUGGUGUUGGGGAGGAUGAGAAGGGUUUGGAUGUGAGAGCUGAGAGUGAUGGGUUUGAUGGAUUGGAAGAGGAUGAUGAUGAAGAUGAGGAGGUGGUUGAGCCUGAGGCUGUUGAUAUGGAGGAUAUUGCCGGUAAGGCUCCAUCGAGGAGGUCUUCUGGGGUUUUGACAAAUGGGGUUUUGAAGAAUGGGGAGAAUGGAGUUAAGGAAAUGGUGACUCCGGUCAUCAGGGCGAGCUUGGAGAAGCAGGGAUAUAAAAUUAUUGGUACUCAUAGUGGAGUUAAACUCUGUAGAUGGACUAAGUCACAGCUUCGAGGUCGUGGAGGAUGCUACAAGCACUCAUUCUAUGGGAUAGAAAGUCACAGGUGCAUGGAAGCAACUCCGAGUUUGGCUUGUGCAAAUAAAUGUGUUUUCUGUUGGAGACAUCAUACAAAUCCUGUUGGAAAAAGCUGGCGAUGGAAGAUGGAUGAACCAUUGGAAAUUGUGAAUGGCGCCAUCGAUCAGCAUACUAAGAUGAUCAAGCAAAUGAAAGGUGUCCCAGGAGUAAAGCAGGAACGAUUAUUAGAAGGUCUUUCUCCUAGGCAUUGUGCAUUAUCCCUCGUUGGUGAACCUAUUAUGUAUCCGGAGAUAAAUACCAUAGUUGAUGAGCUGCAUCGGAGACAUAUCUCUACCUUUUUGGUUACAAAUGCCCAAUUCCCCGAAAGAAUUGAGAUGUUGAAACCAGUUACCCAGCUAUAUGUAAGUGUAGAUGCUGCUUCAAAGGAGAGCCUGAAGGCUAUUGAUAGGCCACUCUUUGGUGAUUUUUGGGAGCGUUUUCUUGAUUCACUGAGAGCUUUGCGAGACAAAGAGCAAAGAACGGUGUACCGGCUAACUCUUGUUAAAGGGUGGAAUGCAGAAGAUGUGGAUGCAUAUUCUAAUUUGUUGUCAAUUGGGAAGCCUGAUUUAGUUGAAAUCAAGGGUGUCACAUACUGUGGCUCGUCUGCCACUUCAAAGCUGACAAUGGAGAAUGUACCGUGGCAUUCUGACGUUAAAGCCUUUUCAGAAGCCAUGGCUGCCAAAAGCAAUGGUGAAUAUGAAGUUGCUUGUGAGCAUGUGCAUUCUUGCUGUGUACUUUUGGCGAAGGUUGAUAAGUACAAGAUAAAUGGUCAGUGGUAUACGUGGAUCGACUAUGACCGAUUCCAUGAGCUGGUGGCAUUGGGAAAACCUUUCAAAAGUGAAGACUACAUGGCUCCAACACCUACUUGGGCUGUGUACGGUGCAGAUGAAGGAGGAUUUGAUCCACAUCAGUCACGAUACAAGAAAGAAAGACGCCACGGAGAUGCGGCCCGAAGAUAGCAGAGGCUUCGUUAACUGGUGCGAAACUGUGUUAAUUAACACAUCUGCAAUCCUGGACUUAGCAUGAUAUGCAAGUCUAACUGCUUUUUAUGCAACCGGAACACGCUCAGUUUUCUAUUGUAGUUUUAUUUUCUAUAUUGUUCCUGCAGGAUGGUAAAUGAUUUCAUUUUCAUUAAAAGUAAAGAAUAACUCGAUUUCAUGUA
Messenger RNA from Dioscorea cayenensis subsp. rotundata (Guinea yam), 5443 nucleotides. RefSeq lists its product as uncharacterized. Gene Ontology annotation, molecular function: 4 iron, 4 sulfur cluster binding; FMN binding; methyltransferase activity. The coding region runs from base 144 to 5240 and encodes 1698 amino acids. The transcript has 21 exons. Gene Ontology annotation, biological process: wybutosine biosynthetic process. The record is from RefSeq and is a predicted model, not a curated record. NCBI's taxonomy places the organism in Eukaryota, Viridiplantae, Streptophyta, Magnoliopsida, Dioscoreales, Dioscoreaceae.